AGUAUUUUUGUGAAAUUUCAUCAAUAGUGUGCUUUCAAAAAUAGUCAACAGUGCGCUUUGUGACACUAGCCAAUGAACCUAAAAUACAUUGGCAUUCAAUAGAAAGGCUGGUUUCAAAUCAUAAAAAUCGACUAAAAAUGGCCAUUCAGUGAAUAUUUCAAGUCAGUUUUUAGCAUUUCGACAAUAAUUCAUUUCAUUCGUUUCUUCAUACAUUUCCUUGAAUUAAAUUCCGAAUUAAAAAUAAGAAAGAAUUUUAAUGUAACGUCUGAACAUUGCUAGAACUAGUCGGAUUCUUUGCUUCAUAGUUAUGUAUUGAAGCAUCUCAUUUCAACAAACAGAAAGUAUCGUUGGCAACAAAGAAACGCUCUGAAUUUAGGAGCAUUAGAUUAUAAUUUGUUUUUAAUCAUUAUCAAUAAAACUAGCAAUUUCGUUUGUACUAUUUGAAUAGGCCACUUCCAAGAAUAUUCGAUGAUAUUGUGUUUCAACAAGAAGUGUUCGGAUAGAAAGAGAAAAUUAGUUUAAUUUCAACAGAGCCUUGUAAUUUGGCGCCGUAAUAUACUACUUCUAAGUUUCUCGACGCAUCGAUAUAAUUUGCAAUUAGAAAAAAAAACAAGUCGUGGGAAGCAUUUUCUUCAUUACUUUAUUAAUAGAAGUAGUAAUUAAUUUGUUUACUCAAAAAAAGGUUAAUGUAGUUAUUCAAACAGAUAGAGUUUCUUCAGGAAAAAGGCAGACAUCCGGGCGCAGACUAAAUCUUUAGACCACAAUCUUUGGUUUUAUUUUGGAAUGUGGCAAAAAUCACAACAAAUUCCAGUAGCUUAACUAGACUUGUCGACUACGAUGACAUACGAUAACCACGAUAUGAACGUGAAUUCAAUUUUUGCUUGAUAAAAUACUAUCUGUUCAAUUUGUUAUGUUGAACACUUGGAUAGAUUAUAAAAAUGAUCAAAUUUUUUUGAUAAUUUUUCUGAUUAAAAAAUUGAAAUGUCUUUUUUCAAACUUUUUCCUAAGACAAUCGUUAGACGAAUCCCUUUGUUCAAAUCCCGUUUUUUACUUGUCAACAAUCAUAAUUUUUAUCAUAUAAUCACAAAGAGCAAAGCAUCCAAAUUUGUUUCACCCAUUCAAUAUCCAAACAAAGUUUGGCCACUCGCCCGAUUCAAAUGACGUCUGUAUUUAUUGUUUAAUUGUUGAUAAGUAUGUGCUUUGACGCCGACAACCAGAAGUGCCCAGCACAAAUUGUGUUGAUAUUAAUCACGCAAUCUAAAACGUCUUGCAUUCUGUGGCAGUGAAGUCAUUGCUCAUGACAGUUGAUUGUUAUCGCUCGUUCUAUUGCUCUUUCUUGCUCAUUCUUCUCUCUGGACUACACUCCGUUUCGUGAUUGUAAAUGAAUUUGCAUUUGUAAUGAUUUUCACAGGCGGCUCUAUGAUUAAAAAGCAACUGAAAUUACUCAUUGAAAUUCAUUUACGUUCAAACUGUAAUGAUACCAUUCACUCACUCGAGUUCGAUAGGUGAUUGAGAGAGAGUGAUAGGUUUUCCCAUUUGAAACGGUGCAUCGUGUGUUGGAAAUUCAUGUAACUAGUGAUUUUUGGCACGAAUAUAACGCACCCGGUAGAUUUGCAUCCAACGAUCGCACAGAAACAUUUCCAAAUCACGUCUCAGUUUCUCUUGGGAUGAGAAGAGGUUCUCAUGUGAUUUGUUUUCCCGAUAAUUCUGGGCUAAAGUGAUUUUUGUUCCGUAAUUUAAAAAGAAAAAUGGUUGGCUCCAGCAAUAUGGACAAAAUGCCGAAAGUUGAUAUAAACGAUACGAAUCGACCAUUUCCACCAACGCGUCUCACCAUCGCUCUUAUGUUGUUUGCCACAACAUUCGUUGGGUAUAUCAUUAGAGUGAAUUUAUCAAUCAGUAUUCUUGGCAUGGUUCGAACACAACAAAUUGUUAAUCAAACGGAAAAUCAGAAAUAUGAUCUGCCGGAUUAUGGGCCUCGUUACAAUUGGUCAAAUUCCCAGCAGAAUCUUGUUUUGAGCGCAUUUUUUUGGGGUUUGAUGGGAACACAGUUGAUCGGUGGACUGUUGAAUCAACUGUUGGGCCCACGGAUUGUCGUUGGAACUUGCCUCGGUUUGACUGCCAUUUUUACAGCGUUCGUUCCAUUAGCAGCUGAAUUAUCAUCAUCGAUGUGGGCCGUAUUUUCUGUUCGACUGUUCCUUGGUGCAUUGGCCGGUAUUAUGCAGCCAGGAACACAAGCGGCAAUAGCAUCUUGGGCACCACCCCAAGAGACCGGAAAAUUUGUAUUCACUUCAAUCGGUGGAACACUUGGAACGGUGCUAACAUGGCCAUUUGUUGCAUACCUAAUGACCCAUCUCGGAUGGGUUUAUGCAUUCUAUAUACCAGCUACAAUCGUGCUGUUCACAACGGUGCUCUGGUUUUACACCGUUUACAAUUCACCGGCUGAACACCCGCGAAUCAGUGAGUUAGAAGUGAAAUACAUUGAAGCAUCACAAGGCAAUACGGUUUCCCGUACUCAAAGAGGGUUACCGCCGAUCAAAUGUAUUCUUAAAUCCGUUCCAUUUUGGGCGCUUCUUUUCUUGCAUUUUGGGCACAUGUGGUCGUUUUAUUUCUUGCUGGUUGCGGCACCUAAAUAUCUAAAUGAGGUAUUGAAAUUCGAUUUAGAAAAGGCCGGUUUCUUGGCCAGCGCACCUUAUUUGAGCCGUUUCAUUUGUGGAUUUAUAUUUGGCUCAAUAUCCGACUAUUUAAUCAAGCAUAAACUGUUAUCAGUUACCACAAUUCGAAAGAGUUUCAGUUUAUUCUCACAUAUCUUACCUGGUUUGUUGUUGUUCAGUUUACGUUUUGUCAGCGACAAUCCGAUCCAUUGUGUAAUUUUAAUUACCAUCGCGAUGGGCUUUAACGGUGCAACGACGGUCGUUAACCUUGCCAAUGCGUUAGACCUAGCACCGAACUAUGUGGCCACACUAAGCGCAAUAAUCAACACAUUUGCCACUUCAGGUGGUAUCAUUGCACCGGUAGUUGUUACUUAUUUCACUCGUGAACAUAACACAACCAACGAAUGGAACCAAGUGUUUCUCAUUUCAUCCGCUCUCUAUGUGACAUCGGCCAUUGCGUUCAUGUUCUUUGGCAGUGGGAAAGUGCAAGACUGGAAUGACGAUACGUAUAAAAUUAAACGAGAUGCCAAACGAAAAUUGCGUCAAUCCGACGAAAGUCACUUUUAGCAUUAAUUUGCACGUACGCGCGUGUGUUAACCUAUUCAAUUUGUAUAAAAUAUUUAAUUUUUAAUAAAUAAAACCGCAACUAUUACAUA
Messenger RNA from Sitodiplosis mosellana (orange wheat blossom midge), 3307 nucleotides. Its product is annotated as sialin-like. Gene Ontology annotation, molecular function: transmembrane transporter activity. The coding region runs from base 1749 to 3218 and encodes 489 amino acids. The transcript has 8 exons. The record is from RefSeq and is a predicted model, not a curated record. Gene Ontology annotation, biological process: transmembrane transport; monoatomic anion transport. Gene Ontology annotation, cellular component: plasma membrane. NCBI's taxonomy places the organism in Eukaryota, Metazoa, Arthropoda, Insecta, Diptera, Cecidomyiidae.